Molecule: messenger RNA, 6210 nt
Organism: Lytechinus pictus (painted urchin)
Lineage: Eukaryota; Metazoa; Echinodermata; Echinoidea; Temnopleuroida; Toxopneustidae
Product: nuclear receptor subfamily 4 group A member 2-like
Exons: 8
Coding region: 537-2681 (714 amino acids)
Biological process (GO): regulation of transcription by RNA polymerase II; cellular response to corticotropin-releasing hormone stimulus
Cellular component (GO): nucleus; transcription regulator complex
Molecular function (GO): nuclear glucocorticoid receptor binding; nuclear receptor activity; zinc ion binding
Source: RefSeq, a predicted model, not a curated record
ACUUUUGUCGCAGAGAAGCAGUGCGUUUCACUCUUGCUUGCUUGUGCCACCAACCAGCAUCGUUUCUUCAGUCUUCGUACUCGUCAAUGAGACUGAGAACGAGGAGGAGGGCCCGGUGUUUGGGUUUACAGCAAACAUAAACAAGCAAUCAUCAUCACUUUUUUGCAGUUUAGUCAACUGUGAAAGUUUUCCACUUUGUUUGACAUCUUCCAAGUAUUUUACUACUUUUUAUACUGGAACACAAUUUGUCGUCUGCUACAAGAUUGUUUUACCCAUCACAGUGUGGUGAAAUAAGAUCUUGAGAAUAUUUUUGUACUUCCUGACUCAGGCCUUUGGGAGCAGACGAUAUCACAGUGAAUGCCGGGUGCUUCUCUUGGGUUUGCUGAGAUUUGGUGACGUCACAUCAGAUUUAACCAAUUAAAAAACGGAAGCCGUGCUUAAAGCGGGAAUCUUCUGUGUUGCAUCCAAGUACGGCAGCCCUUUAAACGGCGUCGCAAAGAGACUUCAAGGGGCGCUACCAAUACCCGAGAUUGACCAUGAUGCUGGUAGGCGCACCCACUUCCUUUGGGACCGGGUACCCUCAUGUCAAUGGCUACCCAACCUAUCCUUUUGAUGACUUCGAAGCCUAUUCAGGCUACGUCGAUCCGAACGCGGGGUCAUCCCAGUAUAAUAUACUGGAAACAAAACUGUUUCAGAAUUUCACCAGUCCCAAUCAACCAGAAGGUAGCCCAGUCAGCCCACCACUCAGUACAGACGGGACUCUCAUCUCACAACAGCAGCAGCAUCCUCAUCCACAUCAUCAUUCACCUCCAAAUCAACAAGCAACCCAACCGCAUCGACCAGUGCAACAUCCACAGUCAGAGGCAUCACCACCUCUUCAGCAACCUCAACCUCAAUCCCAACAACAAUCCCAGCAUCGAGUGACACCUCAUAAUCACCAGCAACAUACUCCUCAUCAGUCCCCCCAGAGGCAAUCUCCCGUUACCCCUAUGCCCGCCAGUAUGCCCUCUUACACCCCGAAGCAAGACGCAUCCUCACCGCCUUGUAUUGUUCAAACGCCAGAAACCUUUUCAUCGAACUAUAGCAGUCCUCCGGUUUGCACUUCCACCAGUAGCAGAUUGCCGAACUUUCAGGACUGUUUUGGUCCCCCAGGAUUGAGGCCGAACUACGAAGAACAUUCGCCAGAGUUUCCCCCGUUCAGUUCAAUGACGGAGUUUCUCCCAAGUGCAACCCAACCUGAAACUUACGACAGGGAGUAUCCACUUCCUGCGAUCCCUUCUAUGUCUGAACACAUAGCUUACCAACAUGCAUACAGCCCAACUUUAACAGGAGUCACUCCCCCAACAACAUCACACAGCACGUAUUCUCCAGUGGGUCAUCAAAACGAUUAUUAUGACACAAGUUUUACGCAUGACGUUUCGUCUAUUCAUGUUGAUGCGAGCGUUCCUCCUCAUUUUGUAUGGGGUACUUCACAAGAGGGUCCCAUACCGACAUGUACGGAAACAUCCAUCUUGGAAAGCAAACCUCAUCACUACCCAAUGCCACCUAACCCACCGCUUGGUUCUCAACAUAACAUUAUGGUCGGGGCAAGGAGAACCAGUCCUAUCAUGUCACUAUCACCAGAAGGACCCAUGAUAACACCGCCUAGGACGCCCUCUCAGGAAGGCAUGUGUGCUGUGUGUGGUGACAGUGCAGCUUGCCAACAUUAUGGCGUCAGAACGUGCGAAGGAUGCAAGGGUUUCUUUAAGAGGACAGUACAAAAGAAUGCUAAAUACGUAUGUCUGGCCAACAAAAACUGUACGGUGGACAAACGACGGAGGAAUCGAUGCCAAUACUGUCGCUUCCAAAAGUGUUUAGCCGUCGGGAUGGUCAAAGAAGUUGUUCGAACCGAUAACCUUCGAGGGCGACGAGGUAGACUGCCAACCAAACAGCGGAACUCUCAGGAUCUCCCUCCCCCAUCCCCUCCUGUUAGUCUUAUCACAGCCCUGGUACGAGCACACGUUGAUGCUUCACCAGCUAAAGCAAAUCGGGAUUACAGCCAGUUUCGGCUGCCUGGUGACGUCAUUUCACCACCACCAGAGAACGAGCAGCUGCAAAUCUUCUAUGACAACUUUUGUUCUUCUAUUGACGUCAUCCGGUCCUGGGCGGAGCGUAUCCCUGGAUUUAGCGAUCUCUGCCGGGAAGAUCAAGAUUUGCUUUUCCAAUCUUCUUGCCUUGAGCUCUUCGUUCUCAAGAUGGCAUACAGAGUGAACCCGGACGAUCCAUAUGUAGUGUUUUGCAAUGGAAACGUCCUCCACAAUCAGCAAUGUGAACGAGGCUUUGGAGAAUGGUUAGAUGAUAUACGGACCUUCUCGAAAGUACUCUCAUCUCUUGAAAUCGACAUCUCUUCGUUCGCAUGUCUGUCAUCUCUUGUUCUUAUUACCGAGAGACACGGAUUAAAGGAACCUGAGAAAGUGAGUCAGCUUCAAAACAGAAUCAUCGGCUGUCUCAACGAUCACGUGACUUACAACACGAGUGCGCAGACGCGAGCCAAUUUCCUUUCUCGGAUGCUGAUGCAGCUCCCUGAACUUCGGGUUUUGAGCAAGAAAGGACGCCAGAGGUUAUGCGCACUCAAAGUAGAAGGAGCCGCCCCUGUUCCUGGCACCAUCGAAAAAACUUAUGAGCCUAACUUGCCUUAUUAACUCUGGGUUCAAGAGAUAUUCGACAUUUCUACUCAAAAGUUAUUCACAUUAGUUGUUUGACAUGUUUUACUAUUCUCACAGUACAAAUGAUUAGGCUUUACGUUUAUUAUUGUCAUAGAUAAUUCUAAAUAAUUUAUAGAUACUGUGCACCUUCGUUUAACGAAACUGGUAUUAGCUAUUAUGUUUUUAUUUUAUCAAAUUUGAGUCACAUUUCCAUGUCUUUUCCUUCUUGUUUCUUGUCAUUGUAUACUGUUUUUUUUCCUCCGGAAGGUCUAAUUACUCUUUAUGAAUGUUGCAAUCACCACUUUACUUUUUGCUUGUAUUUAUGUUACAUUUCUACCUUUUUUUAGCUUGUAAUAAUUAUGAAUUGUGAACAAAUUUGUACUAUCAAGAAAGCAAUGACUUUCUCAUAUAUUUAUGUAAUCAUAACCAUCUUAUACUUUCAUACGAUUUUACACGAAUUUGUCGCAAAAUAUGCUUAAAUCAAUUUUAUAACAAGCUUUUAUCAAAUUUGAAGGAAAUAAGCCUAAAUUCAAUGUAUCCACAUAAUUAACGCAGAAUGCUUUAAUUUAUUGCUUGUUAUCAAUCUUAUCACACCUAUUUUAUUUUAUAUAAAUUAUGAAAAUGAUGCUAACCUGAAAAGCCACGAUCAAUUGGGAAUAUUUUGAAAUCGGACUCCAAAUUUUCAAGACUUUUAUUUGAUAUGUGAUGUGUAUACCAAUAUUCACAGGACGAGUAUUUAAUAAGGAGGUAUUUCACCUCGUAGAGUACAAUGAAAUGCCUUGUUAAAUCACAUUGUUACGAUGGAAAUCAUUCUCGACUAAUGUGAUGUUACACAUUAUUGGGUAAAGUUUAAAUAUUAUAUCCUGGAAAAUCAUGACGGCAUGAUCAGCUCGGGUGUCAUGAAGGAUCGUGAAAUAAUGAAUAGACUGAAAGUAUAAUCGAUGAUUAUUUUACAAGGGAAAAAGAUGCCCUUAGAUAUCGCAAUUAUCGUAAAACGAAAGUGGUGUAGAUUUGAACAGGAAAGUAUACCAUGCAAAUUGUUACGUUUACCAGUCUUUCACAAGCUCAUACCGAAUUAUAUAAUUUUGGAGAGAAAACAUACAGGAUUUUUUUAGCGGCUAGAGAAGUCAUCCAUUCCCCCUCCCCUCUCUCUCUUUCUCUCUUUCUUUCCAUAUUUUCUUUUCUUCCCUCCUUGUUGCUGCAUUGAAUCGACAAUGAUUCUUCGUGAAAUGAGUUUUAGUUAAAUAUGAAAAUCAUGAGGCAAGAUUUCUAAUGUUAAUUCAAGCUGAAAAUAAAAUAUAAAGUAGUUAAAUAUUGCUAGAUAGCAGCUGAUAAAUUGCUUUUUUAAUUGGAUGAUACAGAAAAUUUGGUAGUGUUGCCAAUUUGCAGCUGUAUGUACUGUUUUCAAGAAAAUGGCACACUAUUAAUCAUGUAUCGUUAGGUAUCAUAGAAUAAUCUACAUGAUCUAGGUGUAGUAUCCGUAAUCAUGGUAAUAGAUUUCUUUCUGCACUACCUUCAUGGCGUUCUUAGGGACCUGAGAACAUGUAGAAUAGCACUUUUUUAUAUAUAGAAACUAUACUUACACCAAAGGCUAUGAUUUUGAAAGAAUUUUAGAUGUGCAAAAAGAAGAGUCUCACAAAUAUCACUGUACAAAGCUGCAAACCUCUGAUGAUUAUAUAGCGAAAAUAUUCUUGUAAAUAUUACGAGGUGUUGUGGAACUCCACUCGAAAGCGUGAGAUUGUAGAUAAUUUUAUAGUUCAGAUAAUGUAUUGCAGUACACAAUGUCUAUGCUAUGAUCACUGAAAUGUGCUAAUUAUUGUGUAUACGAAAGGAGAUACAUGAAUAUUCAUUAUACAUAUAAACUUUGUUACAUUUUGUUUACGAGAACAUUUUUGUUUACCGAUUGUGGAGGAAGGAUAGAGGAGGAUAAUGAUGUCGCACGAGUAGACAUGUUUAUUGGCAGGUCCACUGCCUCUUUGACACUGAAUUCUUACUGGUUCUGUAGACUAGUCAUUUUAUACCAUUUUGCUAUGAAGAUGAAAAAUAUAAAACAGGAGAUGUUGCAGUCUUUUUACAUUAUUGCUAACGUGGACAUGUUCUGUGGAUGUUAAAAAAGUAAUCAUAAUUGAUGACUUAUUUAGAUGAAUAUAAAUCUGUGUAGGCCUAUGAGUGUUUUGAUAAUUUGAAUAGCAUUUAUCGUGAGCUCCUUAUUCUUCGCUUCAAAAGUGAGACAGGUCAUGUGAUCAAUUAUGGGAGUACGAAUUUCGAUCAUUCAGAGUCAGUUUAGAAAAAUCUAUUAAAUUUUAGCCGUUGUGUCUUUUCAAAUGCAUUAUGAAUGUGAGCACACUUUGAUAGCAUACUAUGCGUUCUUGUGUAACACUUAUUCGACCUUAUAACUGUUAUAACAUGAUAACAUGCAAUUACGUUGCUAAAGAUCUGUCAUGAAUCAUAUACUGCCAAAAUCUGUUAUCUGGAUACUUGAAAAAAAAUAGACACCGUUGUAUAUUUUUAUAACGUGAAUGUAGUAGAAUUCAGAUAUGUGAAUCUCUAACUAUAGCAAUUUUGCAUUUUAAGUUCGAGUGUUAUUAUUUGAUGUGAGAUAUUAACACAAGUUUAUUUCCCGAGUAUACUGCACGAUGAAUCAUUGACGUAAAUUUCCCUUCUAGUGCAAGAUUUGCUUUUAUAUUACUUUGUGAUUUUAUUUUUUACUUUGGACAACAAUCCAAGUAGAUUAUAAGUUAGAAUUUUAUUUUGAACACACUUUAAAUGUUUCUGCCGCAAAUCGUGUAAUGGAUGUUGUUAAUUGUGGUAGAUGCUUUAAUCUUUAUAUACAAUUUAUAUAUGGUGUUGAUUAUUCGUAUCGCAUCUCAACAUUUAGUGCAAUGUCGUCCUCGUUUUAUAUGGAAUCAGAUUGUGUGCAAAUUUGAGCACGUUUAUACAAAUUCGUAUAUCGGAGAGAGAGUGUGAGAGAAAGAAAACUAUCAGAAAUAAAGCUAUUAUUUUUCUACGUAUACAUGUGCCGAUAGUAAAUGUACUUAAUUAUGUUCAUUUUGAACGAAAAGUGGUAUUAUCUGUAAUGCUCAAGCCCCAAAAGUCGAAUUGAAAUCCUAAAUCAAAACAUUAAAAAUCGCAUUAACUGGCUGAACAAUAUUUUUGGACACUGAAAGGAUUAUGAUAUUUUUUUUCUAUUAUGUGAAAUCAAAAUUUAAAGCAUCUAUACGAUCUGAAAUAACGAUAUCGUAUAUUUAUAUGUCAUAAUUUACCUUGCAUAAGUCAAGCGAUACAUGCUAUACAUAAGUUGGAAUGAAGGAGAUCAUUCUCGACAUGGUUUCGUUUUUUUUUCCUUCAGUAACAAAGAGUUUAAUCUAUCUUAUGUUCAGCGUAGUCUCGAUCAGAGGCUCGCACGCUUGUUGUUAUGUCAUUGAAAUAAAUACAAGUACUUUUAGGCUAUGCUAUAUGAGUGUAUAUGUUCUUCGGAGUUUUAUAUGAUAUUACUGCUAAAAUAAAACGUCCACUGACACGAUAA